Molecule: messenger RNA, 1231 nt
Organism: Annulohypoxylon truncatum
Lineage: Eukaryota; Fungi; Ascomycota; Sordariomycetes; Xylariales; Hypoxylaceae
Exons: 4
Coding region: 109-1140 (343 amino acids)
Source: RefSeq, a predicted model, not a curated record
UGGUUUAAAUAGAGGACGGGUCUGCCGCAUGGGAGCGAAGCUUAGGGAAACCUUUUCCGCUUGUUGUGCUACGACAUAUCGAAACGCUUGUCGGCUUCGUCUCUCAGGAUGCAGAUAACCAUGCACUCGGCCGCCGCGGCGGCGCUGCUGGCGGCAGGCGCUCAAGCAUUACUGCGCUUCUCGUGCUCGCAGCUCGUCGUCGAGCGCCUGGACCCGCUCGUCAACCCGGGCGUCGUCGGUUCGCCGCACGUCCACCAGAUCAUCGGCGGUAACGCUUUCAACAGUUCGAUGGACUACCCGCGGAUGGACAUUCCCGGCGAGGCUACUUGCACCACGUGCACGUUUGCCGAGGACACGUCGAACUACUGGACCGCCGUGCUGUACUUCCGCGCCAGGAACGGCACCUACAAGCGCGUCCAGCAGAUGGCCAACUCGGGCUUCGAGGGCGCUAAGGGCGGUAUGACGGUUUACUACACGCCUAGCUACAAUAACGCCAAGGUUACUGCUUUUAAACCUGGCUUCCGUAUGAUCGUCGGAAACCCGAACUACCGAACCGAGGCGGAGGCCAAGAAGUACCGCCAACUCACCUACACCUGCCUGGAGACCAUCCUGACCCGAUCCGGAGAGACCAUGGACAUGCCGAAGAAACCGUGCAAGAUGGGAAUCAUGGCUAACAUUCGUUUCCCCACCUGCUGGGACGGCAAGAACCUCGACAGCGCGGACCACUCGAGCCACGUGGCGUACCCGGCGAGCGGGACGUUCGAGAGCGGGGGCGCGUGCCCGUCGACGCACCCGGUCAAGAUCCCGCAGCUCUUCUACGAGGUGAUCUGGGACACGCGGCCGUUCAACGACCCGAACGACUGGCCGGCCGACGGCAGCCAGCCCUUCGUCUGGUCCUACGGCGACCCCACCGGCUACGGCAACCACGGCGACUACAUGUUCGGCUGGAAGGGCGACGCCCUCCAGAAGGCCAUGGACCAGAACUGCAAUAUCGGAUGCCCCGCCCUGCAGACGCAGUCGAUUGCCCAGGCGAACCAGUGCAGCAAGCAGGUUACUGUUAAUGAGGAUAUUGAUGGCUGGCUCACGGAACUCCCUGGCGGAAUGCCUGUCACUGGUGCUGGCGGAAAAGUUCUAUAUUAAGCACAUAUUUAGUUAGAUCAGGGUGUAUAUGAAGAGUGAAUUAAUAAAGACCAUAAUGAAUCACGCAGAAUGCAACGCUUAGACCUGAGGU